AUGUAUGGAAUCGCAUCAUUCUCCUUUAAUAUUUAUUACCAGAACUCGAGGAGUAUACGUGGUAAGUUGGAGCAAUUAUAUAUAGCUAGCCUUAAUUGUAGUUAUGAUUUAAUUAUUCUCAGUGAAACAUGGCUGAAUGAUAAUAUUUUUGAUGCCGAGAUUUUAAACCCCAAUUAUGUAAUAUACCGAAGAGAUCGAUGUAAUACUAAUAGUGCUAAAUCUGAUGGUGGAGGAGUACUGAUAGCUGUAAGAAAAGGACUCGAAUGUUCUAGACUUUUGUGUUAUGAAAGUAACAACGAGGACUUAUGGAUAAAAAUAACAUCUCGUUCCGCUGACGAUCGAAUAUCGAAGAGCUUAUUUGUUUGCUCUGUAUAUUUGCCUCCACCUUUGUCUCUAGUUCGUCUGGAAAAUCAAUUGGAUUGUAUCAGUAAUGCUAUUUCUCAAAUUGACAACUCUGAUAUAUUGGUGGUUGGUGAUUUUAAUAUUGGUCAAAUUUCUUGGAACUUAAUUCCUGAUCAAUUUGACUAUACCUGUACUAUACCCAAUUGUGUGUCUACAAGUCUUACUCAGUGUUUUCUCGACUUUUUGGCCUUACAUAACCUACAGCAGUUUAAUGCUAUUUUGAAUGAUGAUAGUAAAAUUUUAGACCUAAUACUAAGUAAUAUCUCAUGCGUGAAAACAGAACUCUCUCCUGUACCUUUGUCUAACGUGGAUAAAUUUCAUCCCCCUUUAAAUAUUAGUAUUGACUUUCCGAUUUCACAUUAUUUAGAGAAAAAAUACGUAAUUAAGUAUAAUUUUUAUAAAGCUAACUAUAUAUCCAUAAAUAAAGAGAUAGGCGACAUACAUUGGGAGGAUACAUUGGAGCACGCUGACACUGUCGACGAAAUGGUUGUGAUGUUUUACUCUAUACUGAAUGAUAUUAUUAGCAAACAUGUUCCAAAGGUACGAGCCAGCAGACGUGGACAGUAUCCAAUUUGGUACAAUAAAAACUUAAUAAAUUUGUUGAAAGAAAAGGAAAAACUUCGCAAAAGGUACAAAAAGUAUAAGAACCCUAUUGACGGAUACGAAUUUUCAUUGGCCAGAUCCAGAUGUCAUAGUCAGAUUAAAAUAUCGUACUCCAUAUAUUUGGAAAAUAUUGAAAAUUCUAUUAAUAAUAAUAACAUUAAGGCAUUUUGGUCCUUUAUAACAUCUAAACGUAAAUCAAGGGGCCGAAUACCAUCCGAAAUGCAUUUAAAUGGAACCACAUAUUCAUCUCCCGUUUCUAUUUGUGACGCUUUCGCUGAUCAAUUCUCACAGGUUUACAGAAUCACAAGAGUGCCGUCUACCUUAAGUACUGCAAAUUUACACACAGAUAUAAAUAAUCCGCAUAACGCCCCUUGUCGUUGA
Messenger RNA from Melitaea cinxia (Glanville fritillary), 1386 nucleotides. RefSeq lists its product as uncharacterized. NCBI's taxonomy places the organism in Eukaryota, Metazoa, Arthropoda, Insecta, Lepidoptera, Nymphalidae. The record is from RefSeq and is a predicted model, not a curated record. The transcript has a single exon. The coding region runs from base 1 to 1386 and encodes 461 amino acids. Gene Ontology annotation, molecular function: catalytic activity.